This is a messenger RNA of Alosa alosa (allis shad), 1627 nucleotides long. Its product is annotated as butyrophilin-like protein 3. The transcript has 9 exons. Lineage: Eukaryota; Metazoa; Chordata; Actinopteri; Clupeiformes; Clupeidae. The coding region runs from base 137 to 1105 and encodes 322 amino acids. Gene Ontology annotation, molecular function: protein binding. The record is from RefSeq and is a predicted model, not a curated record.
GUUAUUUUUCAUAUUAUGUGGUGUGGUGAUAUGGUAUGCUUGGCAACAUAGAAAAGGUGAGGACAUGAUAGAAUUCUCUUUUCUGACAAUAUGUGAACUAUAAUAUGAAAGCAGGUAAUCAGGCUUUAAUGAGCUAAUGUCCCCGAUCCUCAUCUUCCUGAUAGAUGUAAGACUUUUCUCACGUCAGAGGAAACCAACAGCAACUGCAGUUACUGAUGAAACAAAUGCAGAAUACAAUGGGCACAGACCAGAAUCAGGCACUAAUAAAACAUCUGCUGCAGCAAAUGAAUGGACACCCCUCAAUGAGUCGAAUAAUGUAGAGUCCAAGGAGGGAGAGAGUCCAGCCUUGGUCAAUGCUGAAACAAACACACAGCCUUCCGAGUCAAAUGAUGUGCAGUCCAAGGAUGGACUAAGUCCAGACCUGGCUGAUUCUGAAACAAACACACAGCCAGACAGAACUGCAGUAGCAGAUGCUACUAAACAAAGGGGGGCUACAGUCAUCACCACCUGCGCAGGGGUCAUUGUAAUCAGAAUACCAGAUGUGAACCAGUCAAAAAAACAUUACGUGAAUCUGACUCUGGAUAUGAAGACCGUGCCUUCUUUUCUUAAAGUACAAGAUAAUAAAACUGGCAUCCUCUGCCCUGAUCCACUAAAGGUUUCAGCCACAGAGAUGAGAUUUGCUCAUGCUUUAUGUGAACAGUCUUUCAGCUCAGGGAAGCACUACUGGGAGGUGCAAGUGCAUUAUACUGAUUUUUUUGGUCAUCUUAAGGCAAGGCAGUCGUGGUAUGUGGGGGUGUGCACUAACACAGCAGAACAAACACACAGAGUCUCUUUAACACCACGGAACGGCUUCUGGGUUCUCCAGUAUGAGAAAGGAACUGGACUCUUUGUCAACACUGAACCUCCAACUCCAGUUCCGGUGUCUGAACUAUUUCAGUCCCUAGGGGUGUUUCUAGACUGUGAUGAACACACGCUCACCUUUUACAAUUCUGACAGGAAUAUGUGUCUGUGCUGUUUAUUUGUGACACCAAACAAACAACUGAUUCCUCUAAUCAGCUCAGGAGUUAGAGACAAGGAGCCUGUUAAAUUACGCCAAAUACAAUAACUUUUAGACAAACAAACAUCUCCCCAUACAUCCAGCCAAAUGAUUUGGUACCAAAAAUGCUAACCCCCACCACCAUCCCGUACAGAUCUUUUAAAAUCACAUGUUUUUUAUACAACCAAACUGAAUCCCCUCCAUUGGGAACUACAUCAUUCACGUGCAUAGGGGGGUGGGUGGGGGAGCGGGGGGUAUGGGUGCCUGAGCCCCUGCCCCUUUGCCUACAAAUGUCCAAAGUGCCCUUCUGAGUGACAAUUUAAAUGAUCAAUGAUUCGUAAAAUGACACAUGAACAUUUACAAAAUUAAUGUAUGAAUCAAUUAUUUGAGAAUAAAAAACUGUUUUGCAUUUUUGUUUCUGCGCUGCUGCCGGUAGGUGACGUCAAUGUGACCUUUCAAUUUUGCCUGCCUGCAAGAUGCGCAUGAUAUUGUUGUUGUUUUAAGAGAUGGUGAAAAGCAGGGUAAUUUCAAUACAGACAGUCUGUUUCCAAAACCAUUUAGCUGACGUUGAAAAAUAAACUGUAACAUUUA